Molecule: messenger RNA, 807 nt
Organism: Metschnikowia bicuspidata var. bicuspidata NRRL YB-4993
Lineage: Eukaryota; Fungi; Ascomycota; Pichiomycetes; Serinales; Metschnikowiaceae
Exons: 1
Biological process (GO): proteasome assembly
Source: RefSeq, a predicted model, not a curated record
CUCCAGAUCAAACAGUGGGCCGAGAGUCAGGCGGCAAGACACGUUUUGGAUGAUGAAGACGAGUUCCAACAAGAACCGUUGAUCCCGCAAAUCGAGGCUAGCAUUGAUUUUCUGCAGCCUUUCGAGCACGUGCUCGUCGUGCCAAGCACCAUGGCCGUGAUCAUACAGACACUUCCCAAAACCCCCGUGGGAAACAUAAGCGUCAGAUAUCUGCAACUAGAUUCCUCGCUGCCAGAUGAGGAGUUCGACGACGACGAGCAGCUUUAUGCAGCAGCCAAUAUGGACGUUUCUCGGCGGAAAUACCCUGAUACGGACAUCUCCUUAUAUGCGGUUUCCGACGCCGGAAACAAGCCAGCUUUGGCAAUUUUGGUGCCCCAUUUCUCCAAUGCCAUUACCGAAAAACUAGUCGCCAAGAAAAUCGCCGCCUUGGUACCUGAUGCCAAGGCGUGGUUUGCAUUUGCUCCAUGCCAGCUAAACAACGGAGUUUCCAUCAGUAAACUUGACACUUUCUCCGGUCUUUUUCCUGGAGUGCCCUUACUCCAGCCACCUCAUUUUAUCACCGGGAUCAGUGCGGCUGUCGUUUCAGCUUUGGCGAACCAAGGCAAGCAGGAUAAAGUGAGUGUUCUUGUGUUGAAUUCAGAGGGUCACCCGGGGUUCGAAAAGGUGGAUGCAGACGCAAUCAUGGAUGCCGCCACAGAAGCAUUUGGUGAAACAUUGCCACCUGCAAGUUCCGCGGAAUUUUUGAAGAAGUUGAGUGGUGUUGUGCGGAAAGUAAACUCAGCCAGCACCUCGGGAAUGUAUCUCUAG